Messenger RNA from Camelina sativa (false flax), 531 nucleotides. RefSeq lists its product as uncharacterized. Gene Ontology annotation, molecular function: DNA helicase activity. Gene Ontology annotation, biological process: DNA repair; telomere maintenance. The record is from RefSeq and is a predicted model, not a curated record. Lineage: Eukaryota; Viridiplantae; Streptophyta; Magnoliopsida; Brassicales; Brassicaceae.
AUGAGGCUUCUUGCGAAUAAUUUGAGUCCUACAACAGCUCAAGAGAUAAAGGAUUUCUCAGAAUGGAUACUAAAAUUUGGUGAUGGAAAGAUUUCUGAACCUAAUGAUGGUGAAGUGAUGAUAGAUAUCCCUGAAGAGUUUUUAAUCACAACUGCAGAUGAUCCUAUUGAGCUUGAAGGUGAGGAAAGAACAUACCUAAGUUCUGAUUCUAUUGAUGCAGCUGAUAAACGUUUUGAAAAUAAUCCAGUGCUUACACCCGAUUUCUUAAAUAGCCUAAAGGUAUCUGGAGUUCCAAAUCAUAAAAUUAGAUUGAAGGUGGGUUGUCCAGUAAUGUUGUUGAGGAAUAUUGAUCCAAGAGGAGGGCUAAUGAAUGGAAUAAGGUUGCAGAUCACACAAUUGGCUGAGUUUGUUUUGGAAGCUAUCGUGAUUACAGGAGACAGACUGGGCGAUAAAGUACUCAUUCCAAGGAUAUUGCUCACUCCUUCAGAUACUAAACUACCAUUCAAAAUGCGGCGAAGACAGUUACCGUAA